Stomoxys calcitrans (stable fly) is the source of this 6061-nucleotide messenger RNA. RefSeq lists its product as uncharacterized. Bases 2694 to 4874 code for a protein of 726 amino acids. The transcript has 9 exons. The record is from RefSeq and is a predicted model, not a curated record. Lineage: Eukaryota; Metazoa; Arthropoda; Insecta; Diptera; Muscidae. Gene Ontology annotation, molecular function: [heparan sulfate]-glucosamine 3-sulfotransferase activity.
UCUCGGUUGGCGGAUGUCUGACGCGGAUAAAAAUUGUUUCAACUCCGUUCAGUGUGCGCGCGUUAGUGUGAGUGUGUGAAAUAUAUUUUCUAAAUUAAAGCUACCUUUUGAAGAAGAAGAAUAAAGCAAAAUAACAUCAAAUCGAAAGGAAAGCAGGCACCAAAAAGAAAAAAAGAAUUCCCAAAAAUCUUAAGGUGAAAGUGUAUUUUGAAGUGAAAGCAAAAAGAAAAGAAGCUGGCCAAAGGAAUUUGUGGCCGCAAUAUUUAAUAGAAAUUCUAAGUAAGAAAAGUGAAAGUUGAGCUGUAAAAAAAAGAAAAUGAAGUAAAGAAAACGGUAAAGAAAAUCCGUAAGUGUUUUGAUCUCGUGACACAUUGAAAAAAAAAAGGGGAAUAAAAAGUUUUAUAUGUUCUGCUUUGCUGCUGCAUGUCAGUGCUCCCUCUCUUUGUAACGCAGCACACACACUUAGGGAUUUUUACUCAAGCAAGGUGCAGAAUGUGUGCAUUGAAUGUGGGUCAAUAGGGAGGUUGUUCGGCCUUCACAACAUGCGUGUGUGAUACACGUUUAUUAUAAAACGUUCAAACGUUCAAGAAGCAGUGGCAACAACAACAAAAACUUGAGAAGGCGGCAAAAACAAAAUAUGUAACUUCUCAAACCUUGAUGCACCACCCAUACAUGGACAAAAGAGACGGCGCCUUCGAUACAACAACAACAGCAGCAGCAAUAGCAGUGGCUGCGAUGAUAUCUUUUCCACAUCGCCGCUUCAUGUGAAAUUAUUACAGUUCGACUGUUGUUCUCAUUUCCUAAUUAAACACUCUUGGAGGAGUGCAAAUUGAAGGAAAUCUCCGGAGAUUUGUCUGCCAUGUGUUGCGACAGUUUGACGAACCUCCACACUCACCGGGAAAUGUAGAACAACAAAUUCUCAACAUAUCAAAUUUUAAUUUAAGCAAUGCAAAACAUAUCAAAAUUUGUGCCAUAUAGUCUAGAAAUAUAAGCCCUCACCUUUAGCGUCCUGAAAAUAAAAAAAUUAUAUGAUCCCAGCUAGAAACAACUAAUCCUAACUACCAUAAAGCGGAGCGGACAAGUUUACAAUACCCAACCAACAAGCAAAAGAGAAGAGGGAGAGAAAGAAGGAAACAAAAAUAAAAUUCUAACAUAAAACCAAGUGUAAGAGAAAAAAAAAAAACAAACAAAUUUUAUACAUGGACUUUAAUGUCCAAAGGAAAUAAUGAAAGUGUAGUGCUACAAAAGCACUAAGGCCUAAGGGUGUAAGAGCAAAAGCAAGCGGCAACAACAUAGGGGACUGAGCCAUUGGCAGCUACUGUAGCAAUAGUGAGGACAUAAAGUCUCAAUUGAAGCGGAAGCGGAAAAUUUCCACACACACACACACACACUCAAAAGAAAGGAAACUGUAAUUACUAUUUAAAGGAGGAAAAAGUAAAAUUAACAUGUUUAUGGCAAAGGAGCCAUCAUAAAACGAUACAGCUUGCUGCUGCUGGUGCUGCUGCCGCCAGGACUAACAGCAUUGCAGACACUAGCUUAGGUAACAGCGGGUGGCUUCUCGCCGCCUUAUUUUGGCGGCCAAGAAAGAACAGACUCAACGAAAACCAUAACCCCUCGGAGGCAAAAAUGCUUUUGCUCGUUAUAGCCUUUGAAAGACACCAAAUUUAUUGGUAAUUGCACUAGGAUUGAACAAUAAAGCCAAGUCAAGCCAAGCCAUUACCAAGAAUAGAAUUACAGCAACAUUCACCUCAACAUCUGCAGCAGCAGCUACAGUUGCACAGUUGCAUGCAACAGACAGCCAGGCAUAGCCAAGGGACACCAUCGACAGUAGCAGGUGUAGAUGGGAAACAAAAACUGAAAACAGCAGGCAAUUCACAAUCGUUCUCCACCGUCCAGCCCCCCCUCCCACUUUCAGUUUAUGUCAGGCAGCUGGUCAUAAUGCAAUUUUCUUGCAACCGGAAAUAGUUGACGGAAAUUCAAAAAACAUCAUCCAUUGACAACUUGAAGCACAACAAGAUUCUGGCUGUGGCUGUUACCACAACACACCCAGCCAAUCCAUCAGCUGGCCUUCUAUACAAAGUCAGCGUUUGUUUGUGUGGUGGCCAAGCAAGGUGAGUUGGUCUGUAACAUGUCCACCUUUUUUUGGGGGGGACACAUGAUGUUGAUGACUUCCCAUGGAGGAAAUGCCUUGAAUUGACGAUCAAAGCACUCAAAUCCUGUUACAAACCAGCAUAACGUUUCUCUUUUUCCCACCGCAUUCAUGCUCAGAUCCUGCUGCAAUUUUGGCCAAUUGUGUUGCAAUAAAAUCAACGGAAAUUGAAUUUUCACAUCGGCGUCAAACAAUUGAUGUGGGGCAAUUGUGGCCAAGUGCCAGGCAGCAAAUUGGUAAUGGAUAUUAACCGCCAAAACGGAAAACGUUUGUAAAACUGAUAUAUUUUGGAUUGUUUACGGAAUGGAAUGUUUGCAACAAGCCUACACUAAAGCGCUCAAAAUUUUCUCUCAAAUACAAAAAUCAAACGAACAAACAAACGAGUAGCUACUCUUUUAAAAAAAAAAAACUUUGCCCUAAUCAUCAUUUCAUUUUCGUAUUUUGCAUAUUUGCUUCCUAUAGUAGUUCCUCUCUGUCUCUUCCCUACUCCUCUGACACCUCUGCCAACAUCAGCCAAGACAAUUGGUUCGUUUAGGCCACCUUAAUGACUGCUGCCAAAAGACGUACUGGCAGCAAUAGUGCGACAUUCGUUGCCGACAACAGCAGUCAUCAUUAUACCCCAUUGGAUCAACAGCAUCAGGCGGCCCAACAGCAGCAACAUCAACAGCCAUACGAUCAGCAUCUCCAGCAGGAGCUACAUUCACAACAAUCGAAUCCAACGAAUCGCCAAUACUACAGCAGUAAUCGCCAUCACUCGAAUCUUCAUCAUCUGCCAACACAUCAACAGCAACAACAGCAAUUCCAACAUGAACAUCAGCGUCUUCUGCAACAAGCACCACAAACAGCGGGAUCAUCAGCUACGACUUCACUAUCAUCUGUUGGCAACAAUCACCAUCAUCAACAGCGUCACUCAGGUGGCACCACAUCGUCAUACGGCAACUACGGCACCAAUAACCACCCAACAAACUCCAAUAGACCAGCGGCCGGUUCAUCAUCCUCAUCUUCAGCAUCGGCAUCGACAGCAGCCUCAAUUAUGCGUGGCGAGUGUUCGGUGAAAUUGCCCUUGGAUAUUUUAUGGUUACCAAAAUCCGCCAUGAGGCCUGUGGGCCCCGAUACCUCACACAAUGAUUGCAUAUUGGUCGUUGGUGUUUCCCGUCCUAAAUUAGCCGUAGUCUUUCUUACCGUUAUGUUGAUAUCCUUGUUUCUGACAUUUCAUGUUCUGUACGACAGUGCGGUUUACAAUAUCCAAGCUGCACAAGCCGUACACGAACACCAUCAUCGUUUAGCGUUAAUCAAUUCCAACAGUAUUAGUGGCUUUGGUGGCGGCAGUCCCUCAGCCGGAGCAUUGGGUGGUGGUCCUGGCGGCGGCGGCGGUGGUGGUGGUGGUGGUAAUGGCAAUCGUUUUAAUCAUUUGCCCGAGGAUUACACGCAUAAUAACAAGCAUACGGGUGAUAUAUCAUCAUUAUCGUCAUCCUCCCUAUCCUCAGCGUCUUCUUCUACAUCGUUGUCGUCUUUAUCAUCGCCCAAUCAACAGAUAAGUCAUCCAAUGGUGUUUCCUUCGAAUCGAGUACAUUUCCCCAAAACCAGUCGACGUUUGCCACAGGCUCUAAUCAUUGGCAUACGAAAGUGUGGUACACGUGCCCUGCUAGAAAUGCUCUACCUGCAUCCGCGCAUACAAAAGGCUGGCGGUGAAGUCCACUUCUUCGAUCGUGAUGAGAAUUAUAUGAGGGGACUGGAAUGGUAUCGCAAAAAAAUGCCCCAUUCGUUUCGAGGCCAAAUAACGAUAGAAAAAUCGCCAAGCUAUUUCGUUUCGCCAGAGGUGCCCGAACGUGUGCGAGCCAUGAAUGCCAGCAUAAAACUUUUGUUAAUUGUCCGGGAACCGGUGACAAGAGCAAUUUCUGAUUAUACGCAAUUACGCAGCCAUGCAGCAACGGCCACAUUACCAUUGGCCAAUGCCAAUGAAUACCAGCAGCAACAACAACAACAGCCACAACAAUCGACUUCAGCAUCCUCGUCAUCAUCAUCAUCACUGAAUGCGGGCAAAUUUGCGACGCAUUCAAUGCUUUAUAGCAAAUUAAAUGCCGGUUACUCUUCAUCGCAAGUCUACGAUAAUUCCAUUGGUGGUGGUGGUGGAGGCGGGACAGGAGGAGGAGGAGGAAGUGUUGCUGGCAGUGGAAGAGGUAAUUAUGUUUACGGUUCUGGUGCCGGCGGUAUUAAGGCAAACUACCCCAAAAAUCCACACCGUCAAUACGAUGCGACAACAACGCCCAGCCCGUCAUCAGCAGCUGCCCAGAUUUUAUCAAACAGAUCAUUUGAAGAACUGGCCAUAUUUCCCAAUGGGACUGUUAACGAAUCGUAUCGGCCGCUUACAAUAUCGAUGUAUCAUUUACACUUGCAUCGUUGGCUGGAAGUCUUCCCUAGAGAACAAAUUCUGAUUGUUAAUGGAGAUCGGUUGAUUGAUGACCCAGUAUCACAGUUGAAGAAAAUUGAAACAUUUUUGGGCAUCGAACAUCGUAUCACCAGCAAUCAUUUCUACUUCAAUGAAACCAAAGGAUUCUAUUGCCUGCGCUAUGAUAGCGGGGAUCGUUGCUUGCGUGAAACCAAAGGGCGAAAACAUCCUCAUGUGGAUCCCAUUGUGGUUUCAAAGUUGCGUAAAUUCUUUGCAGAACAUAAUCAAAGAUUCUAUGAAUUAGUAGGUGAAGAUUUGGGCUGGCCCGAAGAGUAAAAAAACACACAAACUAAUAAUGUAUGGAAAGCAAAAAACAUGGGUAAAUCGUUGUGUAAAACCUAUCACUGUAAAAUAUGGUAAUUGUAUGUGAAUAACUUGGUACUUAUCUUAAUUAUAUUUUUUUUAGUUUUUAGUUUUAAACUCGCUCUCACUUGUAGUUAGAAAUAUUUUGUGUAAAUUAUGUAAAGAAUGAUGAUGGUCAAUGAUAAGCAUAAAAUGAGUGUAACUCAAAUGUAAGAACUAAACGUAAUUUUAAAUUGUAUAUUAAAAGAUUUAAUUUAGGAUCCUGCAUACUAAGUGCAUAUGUUGCAUUACCUACUCAUAUUUUGAUUAAUUCUUAUAGGUUUGUCUUUAUUUUUUAAUUCGUUUCAUAAGCAAAUCAAAACAGAGUUAUAUGAAAUCUUAAGAUUAAUAUCAAGCGCAGCAAUUUAAUAUGAACUACUACAAGGACUGAAAUAUGAGAAGUUAUUUCAUUUAUGGUUGUUUUUGUUAAUUUAUUUAUUUUUUAUAUUUGUUUUUAUUUUUAUAUACUUUUUUUCAUAUAACCAUACUAACAGAACUAAACUUUUGUAAGAACACCAUUGCUAUAAAUUUUUCAGAAUAACUACAAAAAACACUUAGGUAAACCUACCACAAUACUAUAGCCCAUGCCAACUAUUGAACUAAAGAUUCCUUCCCGGCUUAGGCGUAUGUACAUAGUGGCAUGGGGCGGAUUAAUAUCUGCACCCUCUUUUCAACCUAACCUAAAGAUUCCUUCAUCUUUUAACAAGAUUCUGUUGACGCCAGAGCUAAAACAGAAAAUCCAUCAGAUUUUGACGAACAAACCGAUAAAUAAAUUAGAUUAGAGAUGAGAGAAAAGAGUGAUGAAGGAGGUAUGCAGCAAGCACCUACCCGAAACGGUCACAUGUAUAUGAAUCCCACGGAAGAGCACUGGUCCACACCCAACUAAAUAUCUACUCGGUAUGUGCCAAUCACUUAAAUCAUCACGUGGAGGAUCUUCUCUGUUUUAAUAUUGUUUACCGCCUUCGCAUUGCCCAUCCCUACUAGAACAAAGUUCAUUAGUUCGACAAAUGGCAUGCGAAACUGUUAACCGGUUUCCUCGUCAAAUACUUGUGCUUUCAUUCGUUUACAUCGAACUUCUCAUUUUCCAGAAUAUAGUUUUGUCCGGGAACCCAAGGCAACGC